Eublepharis macularius is the source of this 5160-nucleotide messenger RNA. RefSeq names its product dishevelled segment polarity protein 2 (gene DVL2). Lineage: Eukaryota; Metazoa; Chordata; Lepidosauria; Squamata; Eublepharidae. The transcript has 15 exons. The coding region runs from base 92 to 2320 and encodes 742 amino acids. Gene Ontology annotation, molecular function: frizzled binding. Gene Ontology annotation, biological process: canonical Wnt signaling pathway; intracellular signal transduction. The record is from RefSeq and is a predicted model, not a curated record. Gene Ontology annotation, cellular component: cytosol.
GUCCUUGCGCCGAGAGACGCUCGCGCCGCGCGCCGCUCCCCCCGCCCCCCGCGUCGGCCCCCGUCGCGUCCGCUGCCCGCGCGCGGUUGCCAUGGCGCUGGCGGCCCCCUCCGGGCCUGGCGCGGCCCCCGCGGCGGGCGAGACGAAGGUGAUUUACCACCUGGACGAGGAGGAGACGCCCUACCUGGUCAAGAUCCCCGUGCCGGCCGAGCGCAUCACCCUGGGCCACGUCAAGGCCGCCCUGGCCCGCCCCGGCGCCAAGUACUUCUUCAAGAGCAUGGACCAGGACUUCGGGGUCGUGAAGGAGGAAAUCUCGGACGACAACGCCAGGCUGCCCUGCUUCAACGGCCGAGUCGUCUCCUGGCUUGUGUCUUCAGAGACUCCACAGCCUGAACCUCUGCCGCCACCCCCUCCCAUAGAGGUACGACCAGAGCCGUCACCACCCCCACCACCUCUUCCUCCGUUGCCUGUGGAACGGACAAGUGGUAUUGGGGAUUCCCGGCCUCCUUCUUUCCAUCCAAACAUUGCAGGCAGCCGUGAAAACCUGGACCAUGAAACUGAGCCAGAGUCAGUUGUGUCGCUUAGGAGGGAGAGGCUGCGACGCAGGGAGAGCCUGGAGCAGGGAGGUGGGCACCGACUGAAUGGCCAGUCACGGCUGGAGCGUCACCUCGCUGGUUAUGAGAGCUCCUCCACUCUGCUAACCAGUGAACUUGAAACCACUAGCCUGUGUGACUCUGAUGACGACGACACCAUGAGCAGGUUCAGCAGCUCUACUGAGCAGAGUAGCGCCUCCCGUCUCCUCAAGCGCCACCGCAGGCGGCGGAAGCAGCGCCCGCCUCGUCUUGAGCGGACUUCUUCUUUCAGCAGCGUCACAGAUUCUACCAUGUCUCUCAACAUCAUAACAGUGACUCUGAACAUGGAGAAGUACAAUUUCUUGGGCAUCUCCAUUGUGGGGCAGAGCAAUGAGCGAGGAGAUGGUGGCAUCUAUAUUGGUUCCAUCAUGAAGGGUGGAGCAGUUGCAGCAGAUGGCAGGAUCGAGCCAGGGGACAUGCUGCUGCAGGUCAACGACAUUAAUUUUGAGAACAUGAGUAAUGAUGAUGCCGUGAGAGUCUUGAGAGAAAUUGUUCACAAGCCUGGUCCCAUAGUGCUGACAGUGGCCAAGUGCUGGGAUCCCUCCCCACAAGGAUAUUUCACCCUCCCGAGAAAUGAGCCUAUCCAGCCAAUCGACCCUGCAGCUUGGGUGUCCCACUCAGCUGCGCUUACGGGGGCCUUUGCAGCCUACCCUGGAAGCAGCUCGAUGAGCACCAUCACCUCGGGGACCUCGGUCACGGAGACAGAGCGCUUUGAUGACUUCAAUCUGUCCGUCCACACGGAUAUGGCCUCAGUCACCAAGGCUAUGGCCUCCCCUGAGUCUGGCCUGGAGGUGCGCGACCGUAUGUGGCUGAAGAUCACCAUUCCCAAUGCCUUCUUAGGUUCUGAUGUGGUGGACUGGCUGUACCACCACGUGGAAGGUUUCCAGGACCGCCGUGAGGCCCGCAAAUACGCCAGCAACCUGCUGAAGGCCGGUUUCAUCCGGCACACAGUCAACAAGAUCACCUUCUCAGAGCAGUGCUAUUAUAUCUUUGGUGAUUUCAGUGGUUGUGAGAACUACAUGGCCAGCCUCUCCCUCAAUGACAACGAUGGCUCCAGCGGGGCCUCUGACCAGGACACGUUGGCCCCCUUGCCUCUGCCGGGCACCACCCCGUGGCCCCUGAUGCCCACCUUCUCCUAUCCGUACCCAGCCCCUCACCCGUACAGCACCCAGCCCCCGCCUUAUCACGAGCUGUCCUCCUACAGCUACGGCAUCGGAAGCGCUGGCAGUCAACACAGUGAAGGCAGUCGGAGCAGCGGUUCCAACCGCAGCGAUGGAGGCACCGGAGGCAGCAGCCGUGGGGCCAGCAAGCACCAGGAGGAGAAGGCGGGGGCGGAUUCCAAGUCAGGCAGUGGGAGCGAGUCCGAGUAUUCGACCCGCAGCGGCAGCCAGCGUGGAGGGGCUCUGGCAGGGCCCAGUGGGGAGGGGGCUUCGCAGCGUAGCCUGCACUCCCACCAUUCCCUGCAUGCAGCUUACACGGCCCCCGGGGGUGUGCCUUUGGCCUAUAACCCCAUGGUGGUGAUGAUGGUCCCACCCCCUGGCCCUCCUGCUGCCGCUGCAGCUGUACAGCCCCCUGGGGCCCCCCCUGUGCGCGACUUGGGCUCUGUGCCCCCGGAGCUCACAGCCAGCCGCCAGUCAUUCCACAUGGCCAUGGGCAACCCCAGCGAGUUCUUCGUUGAUGUGAUGUGACUCCUGGCGGCUUCCCCCUCCCCUCCUCCCAGAGCUGCCCAAAGUCUCCUGACUGCCCACUUGCAUUUUGUGGGCUCCAGCCACAGAGCUUUUCAGGUCCCAGCCUGACCAAAAACUUGCUUGUUCCAAUGACACAGCUCUGAGGUCACCUGCCCUUCCGGUACCGCUCCCCAUUGGCUGGACUCAUCUUGUCCUGUGUUUUGGCCUGGAGCAAUCUGGCUUCCAGUCUUGCCUUACAGCUCCUGUGACCCCAAGUAGCCUUACAAGUCCCGUCCUUCACCAGCAGAGCCGUUUGCCUCCAUGCAGUGACCUGCCACUUGUGGCUACACGACGGUGUCACUUGCAUGGCCUGUUUUGCCUUCGUGAUCACUCAACAGAUCCUCCUUAGUUAAUCAGCUGGCUCAGCUCGUCACCUUGUGACUUCUGUAUCUUGAGCCUCUUUUAUAUAUCCUGAGGCCUGUUUGGCCACUUUUAAAAGAUGUGACUCAGGUCUCUAGAAUCACGUGACCUCUGCCUUCCUGUUUCCUGUCUGCCUUGACUUUGAAGGACGGUUGGCCUCGUGGCCUCUGCAUUCUGGCCUCCGGGGCCCUGCGCCCAUGUCUUUGGUACCAGCUCCCUCUGGCUCUUGGAUGUCAGGCGCUGCGUUGGGCACGCACCACGGCUGCCUGUCUUUUCUUUCUCCUGUCACAUGGCCAGGUCUUUGAAGGGUUUUGUGAUUGGGGGUCCUCUUUGCCUUACUGUCACUUAGUUAUGCGUCACAGAACUUCCACCUUAACUGUCUUCCUCCUCCUUUCUCAAGAAAACUGAGAAGUUGGGGAGUAAGAAGUUGAUCUUUGGUACUUCUGGCUCCCCUACCCUUUUCCUGCUCUUGAUGAUCACAAAACCGGUAUCAAUGAAGGUAGGAAUUCUGUUUGUUUUUUCGAAUUGUUUUUUAAGAACAUUUUUUAUUCAUGUUUUCAGAGUUAAGUUGGUUUGUUUUUUAACUUCUUUUUGUAUAGAAGCCUUUCCGUCCCCCCUCCCAAAAGUUCCUUCUGAACACUACAUUCCCUCUUCUCCCACCCUUCUGACAACUUGAGUUUGCCUCUUUGCCUUUUAAGGGUCCAGUACCAAAGUCUGACUUGAAAAGGUUUAUUCCAGGGUCGCCCACAUGCAUGCACGCCCCCUCCCUCUUCUUCUCUUGUGCCGCUGGCUGCUCUUUGCACUGUUCUCACUGAGGGCCAAGGUCACUUGAGGCAAAAUUCCAACAUCACUAGCUCUGGCCGGUGAAAUGAGGCCAUUGAUGUGGUUAUAGGUACAAUGGAGACUUCUCGGGAGCUUAGUUCAGUGUCUGCAAGAACUGUGGGGCAGAGUCCACAUCACGCAACAUCUUGGGGGAGGGAUCCCAGCUGAGGCAUGUCGAGUUUGUGCCUGGUCUGCAAGGAAAGUCCGGGGUGCAUUCCCAGCAUUGCAUGGAGCCGCUGCAAGGAAAGGCCCUUCUUGGCCGCUGCUGCCAAUCAGAGAAGGGAGUGUUGAAUGAGGUGUUUUAGGUCACCCAACUAGAGCCACAUUCCUACCCACCUGCCUGUGGGAAAACUUUUUCGUUUCCCCACAGACCUGCCUCGCGGGCAGCUGACGGCCUCUUUCCCUUGCCCUGAUCUAGAAACAUUGCCACAUUGGGGGAUGGAAAGAGUUGUAGCCGAGAGAUCUCUUUUUCCGCCCAAACCCAACUAUUUUCUUUAAAGAAAAAGAAAAACAUUAUUCGAGAGAGAGAAAGAUCACCGUUAGUGAGUCCUUUUUUGAAGAACCUGUGUUGCCUUCGCAUAGAAAUUUCAAGACUACGUGAAUCUCUUGUAUCAAGACAGCCCCCUCUGUCAGUCUCACUCAGUCUUGCUGAUUCGUACCAUCAGCCAGUCUCAGGCAGAGAUAAGAGUCCUUCCCUGUCGCUCCUGCCUGAGCUCUGGAACCUGAGAUGUUGGAGGCUGAACCUGGAAGGGCAGCAGAUUAACCAGUCAGCCAAGUCCUCUCCACAGAUUUCAUUUUGAAGAUGCAAAAUAAUUUGAAGCUCUCACCUGCGUUUAUUCUCAUAAAUUUAUAAACAUAAAAUGAGAGAAAAUAGCCAACUUUGCACAGUGUGAUAAGGAAAAGUCCAAACGAAGUGGAGAGAGUGAAGGGGCUGUGUUGAAUAUUUUAGGGGGUAUUAAAAAUCCCAAAGGGUUUCUUUCCCUCCAAGUUAGGCAGAUGGGGCAGAGUUUGGAACCUGGAGUUUGUGUGCAGGUCUCAUUGAAAUUCAGAAAGGGAGGUUGGGUGUUUGUGGGAAGCAGAAUAGCUCCCCGUCUUACCUACGGUUUCUGCUCCCGUCCCACAUCAAUGCCAAACAGUAUUUAAGGCAGAGUGGAUGUUGCUGUUUUCACAUUGCCUCUUGGGGUUUUGGACUUGACUGUUUUUAAACAGUGUCAGACACUCUUUUUGGUUCUGCUUGCUCUCCUGGAACUCUGGCCCCUGAAACAGCUGCAGCUGCCCCCUUUCCCUGGAUCCUUCCGAGUAUCAUUUGUAACGGGAGGUAGGGGAGAAGGGAGUGUGCAUUUUCUUCCCUCAAACGGGGUACGAUCUCUCUUCCCUGCUCUCCUCAGAGGUGCUAGAUGUGUCCCACCCAACACGCCAUCCCAGGGCAGUGGAGCAGCAGGGAGGGCAAACCCCUCCCUUGGGAUUGAGCCCUGAGUAUUUCAUGCUCCCUUGCUUCUAGGGGGGAUGUGCGUGCAAGUGUGAAUGUGUGUGAUCAGUAGCAGAUAACUAUUUUGUAAUAACAUAUUUAUUUUUUAGCUCUUUUGUGUACAAAAAAGCGUUCAAUAAAAAACAAUCUC